This is a messenger RNA of Topomyia yanbarensis, 2021 nucleotides long. It is a transcript of the gene Eogt, whose product is annotated as EGF domain-specific O-linked N-acetylglucosamine transferase. The coding region runs from base 247 to 1851 and encodes 534 amino acids. The transcript is spliced from 3 exons. Gene Ontology annotation, cellular component: endoplasmic reticulum lumen. The record is from RefSeq and is a predicted model, not a curated record. Lineage: Eukaryota; Metazoa; Arthropoda; Insecta; Diptera; Culicidae. Gene Ontology annotation, molecular function: protein N-acetylglucosaminyltransferase activity.
UCGCAUUCACGUUAGUUAUUUACGUUUGUACGCGUAGUUCAUUCAUUUACAUUCAAUGGUUGUGGGUUUAGCAGAAUGCCCUCAUGGUGCGAUCGCGUGGAUUAUUUUUCCUGCUAGAACAUAAGGGAGAUCAGUCUUUGGAACGACGUACAUAAGUCAAUAAUCUACCUUUCGACAGGUAGUUGAUCAGAAGUGGAUUGUGUGCCUACUCAAUUAGUUUAGGAUCUGGGGGCGUUGAUCUGCAAAAUGGCUUUACUCAAGCUGUUGCUAUUCUCGGCCGUUUUCGGCUUCAGUAUCUGUGAUAACAAAUAUGAUUUUAUUAAUUUACCCAAAUCGCAUCUUCCGCUGUACUUUCGACGUUUUCCGCAGCUGGAAGAGAAAUGCCUGAACGACGAUUCUUGCGAAUAUCGAAGUGUUUUGACCAGUGACACGUUCAAAGCGAAGAAAGCAGCAACCUGCUGGGGAUAUGAGGAUGAUUGUGAUGUGGCCAAACGGUUCUCUAAACCUAAGUGCCCCGGUAACUAUCAAGGUUAUGUAAAAACAAAAGAGGCUCAAGUGGAAACAUUCUACAGUCAAGCAGAUUUUGGGUUUCUGCGAGAUCAAAUCCGAGAAAUGAGAAUAAUGUGUGAACCAACCUUUCCCCAUGAUUCUGCGCUAGAGUGUUCCAAGUAUUUACGGUUUUGUCGAGGUAGGAACAUUAUGGUUAACUUCACUGAUUUGGCGAGUCGAAGAGAACCCCUCCGUUACAAAAUGGACGUUCUGUCACAGGGCCAAAUCGGAGGUCAUUGUAAGUUCCACCGUCAACGAUUGGAGAACGAGCUCGAACACAUAAGUCCGCUUCAAUCAUGGGGACCAGAAUUGCGGUUCUUCGAAACCCUAAGUCAACCACUAGAGCAAAGUGAGCACUGCGACCUGACGAUUGAAAGGCCUGCCUUUAUCAUGAAAAUCGAUGCCACCAGUAACAUGUACCACCACUUUUGUGAUUUUAUCAAUCUCUACGGAUCUUUACAUGUAAAUCUAUCGGAUCCGACUGCGUUCAGUACCGAUGUGGAAAUAAUGGUGUGGGAGUCAUUCAGCUACAGUUCACCUUUUGCAGAAACUUUUAAAGUGUUCACCAAACAUCCGAUUGCGGAUUUGAAGACCUACGCGGGGAAGGUAGUCUGUUUCAAAAAUCUCGUUCUUCCCUUACUUCCAAGGAUGAUCUUUGGAUUAUACUAUAAUACUCCAAUCAUUUCUGGCUGUGAAAACAGCGGUCUCUUCCAAGCUUUCUCGGAACAUAUACUGCAUCGAAUGCGCAUUCCAUUGAAGAGCAACUCGGAUGGUAAGAUACGGAUCACGUUCCUUUCCCGGCAAACGAAAUUCCGUCGGGUGCUGAACGAAGACGAACUGUUGAAAGCAAUUUCAGUCAACGAAGAAUACAAAGUCAACCGCGUCAGUUACUCCUACCAGAUGGACUUUCGGGAACAGCUGAAAAUCACCCGAAAUACUGACAUUUUCAUUGGAAUGCAUGGCGCCGGCCUGACUCAUCUGCUCUUCCUACCGAAGUGGGCUGUCCUGUUUGAAUUGUACCACUGUGAGGACACCAACUGCUACAAAGAUUUGGCUCGGCUGAAGGGAGUGCGUUACGUUACUUGGACGCGGGAUGACCUAGUGUACCCGGAAGAUGAAGGUCAACAUCCGGACGGCGGUGGAAGACAUGCCAAGUUCACUAACUAUGCGUUUGACAGCGCGGAAUUCGCCCGGCUGGUGGCGAAAUCGGCUGAGCAUGUUGUGAACCACGAAGAGUAUAGGCACUUUUUAGAACGGUCACGGAAGAAAAAGGAGAAAACUGCCCCGAGGGAAGAACUGUAAUGUGAAUCACUCAACCGCCGACGGAAUGUACUUAAUCGAGAUUCUGGUUCCAUUAGUGCAGCGCUAAUAGGUUCCUGUAAAAUGUUUACCAACGUUGCCUUAUUACAACGAACAUAUAUCAGUAUGCAAUUCUAUGGUUCCUUGUAUUUAAUAAAUAUUUGUUUUUGAAU